CAAUAACUCAACAAUAAUUUUAAAAACAAAACUCAACAAGUGCACUGCACAUGCGAUAAAAAUAUUAACAAUUAAUAGUUGAAUGAAAAAUGAAGAUUUUUGUUAAGCAGCUUUAUACAGCUGUGGCCUGUAAUCGUACCCCAGAAAUCGUCGAUUGGAAUAAAGAAGGGCUUAUAUGCUAUGGAGCAAGUAAUGCGGUGGUUAUUUAUAAUACGAAUUUAAAAGGAAGAGAUCCUCUUACAGUUCUUAGCCACCAUCAAUCUAGAGUUAAUUCUGUGAAAUGGCUAACAAAACCGGGUGGUUUGUGUACUGAACUGAUAUCAGCAUCUGCAGAUAAAACGGCUGUCAUUUGGACCCUUGAAAAUGGACAGUGGAAAGUUAAUAGUGUACUAGAAGGUCACUCUGAUGGAAUUACUAGUAUUUAUGGAAUGUAUACAGGUGGAAAUGACUUAUUUGUCUUUACUUCAUCUAUUGAUUCUACGGUCAGAGUGUGGGAGAGAUCAAAUGGUACUGUCACCUUAAAACAGAUAAUUAACCUGAAUUCUGGAUUAUGUCUUACUUUACAUGCUCUUAUGUUACCAGUAGUUAAUAAGCCCAUACUUUUUCUUGGGCUUGAUGACAAUAAGAUUCAUGUAUUUGCUCUAAAUGGGGAGUACCACAGAGUUGAUGUUCUGAUUGGACAUGAAGAUUGGGUACGGGGUAUGGACAGCAUAAUUGAAGAUAACACAAUCCUAUUAGCAUCGGCAUCACAAGACACAUAUAUUCGUAUUUGGCGCAUCCAACGCUUCUACGAUGAGCCGUCUUCGUCGUCGCAGGUCUCAGGGAUUAAGGUGGAGAAAAAAGUGUUUGAUGCAUAUGAUGUGGUUUGGUCGGUGAAACUAGAAGCAGUUCUGGCUGGUCACGAGGGCUGGGUUUAUGGAGUUCAGUGGGACUCUUUUAGUGAAAAAGACAACAAGCGGCCAAUCCAUCGUCUGUUGUCAUCAUCUUUGGAUAAAACUAUAAUCAUCUGGGAGCCCGAAAAGGGUGGGGCCUGGGUGGAGAAGAUAAGAGUGGGGGAAGUAGGCGGAAAUGGUCUCGGUUUCUAUGGAAGCCGUUUCGGUCCAAGUGCCUUUAUGGGGCAUGGCUAUAAUGGAUCCUUUCAUAUUUGGAAAAUAGAUAAGGAAUUAAAAACAUGUGAGUCGAGCAUAGUGGUGGGAGGUCACUUCAGUGGAGUGGAAGACGUUCAAUGGGAGACGAAGGGGAGGUACCUUCUAAGUGCUAGUCUUGACCAGACUGCCAGAUUACACGCGCCUUGGAAAGUUGGACAAGGAAUAGAAGAAUGGCAUGAGAUAGCGCGACCACAAGUACACGGAUAUGAUUUGUGUUCGCUGGCGCCACUCGGCGCCGGUCUAUACGCAUCUGCUGCAGAGGAGAAGGUCAUCAGAGUGUUCCAAGCGCCCGGGAACUUUAUAUGCAACUUCCAGAAUAUCACUGGCCAGGAGCUGGAAGCUGAGGAUGCAGCUGGACCCGAAGGUGCGUCAGUACCGUCUCUAGGUCUUUCCAACAAAGCAGUCUUCAGUGGAGACGACAUCCAAAAUUCUGAUGCUGACAAUGACGGAUAUUUUGUUCCCAUUGAAUUGCACGAGCCCCCAACAGAAGAAACCCUAAUGCAGAACACGUUAUGGCCCGAGGCCCAAAAGCUAUAUGGCCACGGCUAUGAAGUGUACUGCGUGGCCGGAUCUCCCGAUGGCUCACUACUGGCCUCCGCCUGCAAAGCCACCACUGCUCAACACGCUGCGGUCCUGAUAUGGGAAACAAAUUCUUGGCAACAAAUACAGAAGCUUGUCUCACAUCAGCUGACGGUCACACAAUUAGCUUUCUCACCCGACUCGCGUCAUCUCCUCUCGGUGUCCAGAGAUAGGAGAUGGACGCUGUUCACGAGAGAAUCGGGUCUGUUCAGCAUUGCAGCCAGCACUGACAAAACUAAUGGGGUACAUUCGAGGAUUAUUUGGUGCUGUGCGUGGCUUUAUGACGGAAGUGGGUUCGGGACGGGGUCUAGGGAUGGAAAGGUUUGUCUAUGGUCAAAAACAGAUACGACCACAGAUUCAUCGCUCAAAGACUACGCUCUACUCGGAAAGCCUUUAGAGUUAUCUGUAUCUGUGACCGCUUUGGCUUUCGCGCCAACUCUAAAGAGCCGAAUUGCCGCGGUAGGGUUGGAGACGGGGGUUAUACAGAUAUACAUACACGACGAUACCUGGACUAUAUUACACGAGUUGGAUAAUAGUUCGGCUCACCACUUAACGGUGAAACGUCUAUCCUUCAAGCCAAGGACGAAAGAGGACAAAAAGAGGGAAUUCGUUCUGGCCAGCUGUGGCUGCGACCACUUCGUCCGAAUUCACAGUAUAGCGUUUGACACUGUUCAGACAUAGUAUACAUACCGAUGCUAAUGCAUUUUUGUCGUCAUUCCUGCUAACUUAAAUAUAUAAAUACCCCUAGUCUCACUAUACUGGAAUUGUUAACAAAUUGGAGAAUUUUUUUAUGUUAAUUUAAGAUUUUUUUACCGAUUUCACAAACUAAUUGUGGAUGUAGUAAGUGUAUUUAAAAAAAUACUUCGUAAAAACUAAGCGAUACGGGGUUAAAUUUGCAAUGUACUGCAGGGUACAUCCCUCUAGAUAUUUUCUACAUUUAGUCAUUGAAGUGUGUCUAAACGAGAAGUGAAAAUAAAUUCAGUUAUUGGCUACAAAUAAUAAUAAAAAAUAUAAUAAUGUGCAAUGGUAGUUGAAAGAUAGGAUGUUAAUCUAUAAACAUUAUAUCGCAAUAUAUAUACAAUCACAAUGUGUAUUGAACUUUCACUGUAUAGAAAUAAAGGCUAAUUUGCCGUGUAGCAGCGAAUUACUGCCAUAUAUUUCCUUGUUUAAAGCGUAAAAAUCAAAGUGUUAUAAACGGCUCUAUAAACGUCACUUUAAUAUUAACGAUUUAAUAAAUAAAUGUAUAUAAUUUUUCCUCUUGCAUUAAGACUUGGGCGUAAACAUUGUUCUUAUAUGACAACAAAUAAUCCUGCAAUAGGGCAUAGGGCAAAUACUUUUCUGCAUCUGUUCCAUUGUCAUCCUACUUUAAAAACCGAAGCAAUUGUUUCACCGAGAUUCGAACCCAGGUUCUCUUGGUUCACCAUCAAUGUUUAAUUCUUUAAAUAAAAAUGGUUUCCAAUACGGUGCCGGCAUUUCGCCUGCAUAUUGUAGCAUAUGUCAACUUUUCCAGGUCUUAAUUCCAAAAUUCAGAAUCUUAU
Messenger RNA from Pieris napi, 3265 nucleotides. It is a transcript of the gene Elp2, whose product is annotated as elongator complex protein 2. NCBI's taxonomy places the organism in Eukaryota, Metazoa, Arthropoda, Insecta, Lepidoptera, Pieridae. The coding region runs from base 90 to 2408 and encodes 772 amino acids. The record is from RefSeq and is a predicted model, not a curated record. Gene Ontology annotation, molecular function: protein binding. Gene Ontology annotation, biological process: tRNA wobble uridine modification. The transcript has 12 exons. Gene Ontology annotation, cellular component: elongator holoenzyme complex.